Messenger RNA from Cherax quadricarinatus, 722 nucleotides. Its product is annotated as mucin-2-like. Gene Ontology annotation, molecular function: chitin binding. NCBI's taxonomy places the organism in Eukaryota, Metazoa, Arthropoda, Malacostraca, Decapoda, Parastacidae. The record is from RefSeq and is a predicted model, not a curated record.
UGCUGUAGGUAGCUAGACGCACUACAAGUUGCUCUCACCAACCCAAGAAAGUUGUAUUUGCAGGAGCCAUCACUAGACUUUGUACUCUCAUCCUCCUGCUUGGUAACUCCUACAAGUAACAUAAUACCAUUAAAACCAUCAUGAAGCAUAAUUCAACCUUCCUCUUCAUCAGUGUUGUGGUGCUCUCAGUACUGGUACAUACUUGUAUAGGUGAGCCGUGUCCUGGGGAUCACAAGUGUACUCACAUGGGUUAUAUGAUAGUAGAUGAAGUAACUGGUGAAGCUGGCUAUUGCGUAACCCUCAACGCCGCCCCUAUUUGUGCAGGCGUUGAUAUGAACGGAAAUAAAUUGACUACCAAGGCCUCAAACCCAGAAGAAAUUCCCAUUACCACAACUACAACUGCCGCCACCACCAGUCCUAUCACCACUACCACCAUCACCACAUCUAAAACUACCACUCCUACUGCAACCACCACGCCAACCAGCGGUCCGUGUUCUGGGGAUCACAAGUGUACUGGCAUAGGUUAUAUGAUCGUAGACGAAGUAACUGGUGAAGCUGGCUUCUGCGUAGCCCCUAACACCGUCCCUCUUUGUGCAGGCGUUGAUAUAAACGGAAAUUUAUUGACCACCAAGGCCUCAGAUCCAGAAGAAAUUCCCAUUACCACAACUACAACUGCCGCCACCACCAGUCCUAUCACCACUACCACCAUCACCACAUCUUAA